Ricinus communis (castor bean) is the source of this 1857-nucleotide messenger RNA. RefSeq names its product RNA-binding protein 38. Gene Ontology annotation, molecular function: RNA binding. The transcript has 6 exons. The record is from RefSeq and is a predicted model, not a curated record. NCBI's taxonomy places the organism in Eukaryota, Viridiplantae, Streptophyta, Magnoliopsida, Malpighiales, Euphorbiaceae. The coding region runs from base 602 to 1444 and encodes 280 amino acids.
AACACGAAACAGAACACAGAGAAAGAACACAAAAUACAGCAGCUAAACAGAGAGAAAAAAGAAAAAGAUAAUUGAUUGGAGGGUAGGAGAGUAUAUUAAUGCAGAGACAGAGAGGACAGAUUCAAGUGCUUAGUCACGCAGCUGUCAAUUCGAUAUUACAAAACCCACCCUCUUCACUAUCUUCCUUUGUAGACAGCAAAUUAGAGUUUGCAGUUGUCGGAUCUCUCUCUCUCUUUUCUCUCUUUAUCUUGCCCUUACCUUUUCAUAAUUUAACCAAACCAAACCUAAGACCCAACCCAAACCAAUUCAUUUGUUGUCAAGAAACUUACCAAAGUAAUAACAACAAUAGAAGCUCCAUAUCUAUCAUUUUCUUUGUCUCUCAAAUCUCUUCUGCAAUGAUUAUUUUGUGUUGAUACAUGGAAAUAGAGGCAGGCAAAUAGAGCAGAACAAGCAGAGACAGUAUAAUGAAGAAUAAGAGAAUAUAUAGAACAAGAGAAGAUACUGUUAUGAGCAGUGAUCAUAUAUCAAGAAAACCAGUGGUUCAUGCAUAAAUAACGACAUUAUACAUACCCAUUUUUCAAUCUUUGAUGAUUUGCAUGCCAUGGCUUAUCGAUCUCAGUUUGGCGACACUACGUUUACUAAAGUGUUUGUUGGAGGAUUAGCUUGGGAAUCUCCUACUGAAGAAAUGCGUAAAUACUUUGAGCAGUUUGGAGAGAUUCUUGAAGCUGUUAUAAUCUCUGAUAAGAAUACUGGAAAAUCUAAAGGAUAUGGAUUUGUUACUUUCCGUGAUCCUGAAUCGGCUAGAAGGGCUUGUGUUAAUCCAAAUCCUGUUAUUGAUGGAAGACGAGCAAAUUGCAAUAUUGCUUCUCUUGGACGACCUAGACCUUCGCCUCCUCGAGGAAGACCACAAGGUGGCACUCCUUACCAAGGAAGCCCAUCAUACAGUGUAGUGGCAGCACCCUUGCCUCAUCCUCCGCCUCCUCCUCCUCCUCCGCCGCCACCACCACCAGCACCUCCAGUUAUUUAUCCACAUUACGGGUAUCCACCCUAUACUCCUGACUACGGGUACCACCAGGCUGCCAUCUAUAACACGCAAGUUCAACAGCCUCAAUACUAUCAUCAAGUGCUGGGAUCAUCAGCAUCAUCGACAAUGGGCUCACCUUACUAUUAUCAUGGCUAUUCUUUGCAACCUGUGAGGGGAGCACUUUCUGCACCACAGGCUCAACGUUUGCCUUAUUUUUAUUACCCUACUACUUCUACUAAUCCUCCUCUCGACCCUUCUUCCUUUUCCACUUUUCCUCCCGCACCUACUAUUCAGCCUUCCACGCAUCCCUUUCCCUCUUCCACUGCUGGUUCAGAUUCACAGCAGACUACUCCACACCAUCCCACCACAGAAACAGAAGCUGGUGUGGUUACUUCAGAAACUACAAACCCAACUGCCUAAGACAAAGAACUCAUCUUCAACAUAUACAUGAUUCGAUUCCAGAGGAAAAAGAAGAAGGAAAGAAAGCUUAAUUAAUUUGUAAAAUCUCCAUAACUUUGUGGUCUCUUCAUCUCCUUUUAUCUCUCCUAUAAUAUUAAUGCAAGGCCACUAGAGAGUAUAUUGAUCUUCUCUCCCCAGCUACGCACGGCAACCGGAAUUGAUUUGGACUAAUCCACCAGCUUAUGAAGAUUAAUUUUUAUUUAAUUUUUCUCUAGGGGAAGAAAACAAGAUUCACUUAUUAUUUUCUUUUUUUUUUUCCAUUCGAGUUGAUCAUUCUUAUAAAGUAAAAAAGCUUAACAUCUUUUUACAAAAAUGUGUAUGAACAUAAGCAGGGAAGUACAGUCCCUCAAUAAGAAAUUUUGUUAAACCAUUCA